Molecule: messenger RNA, 1575 nt
Organism: Drosophila navojoa
Lineage: Eukaryota; Metazoa; Arthropoda; Insecta; Diptera; Drosophilidae
Product: UNC93-like protein MFSD11
Source: RefSeq, a predicted model, not a curated record
AUGGAGAUGAAAUUCGUGAUGAUAUUAAUACUCGGCUUUGGCUUUAUGUUUGUUUUCACUGCAUUUCAAACAAUGUGUAACAUCGAGAAAACAAUAUUGGACAGCAUAGCGCAGGAGGAUGACAGCUUCAAGGGCGACGGCUACACCAGCCUGGCCAUACUCUACCUAUUCUUUUCGCUCUCCAAUUGGCUGGCGCCGUCCUUCAUCUCGUUUACAGGACCUCGCGUGGCGAUGGUUGUGGGCGCUUCCACCUACACCCUCUUCAUGAUCACCUUCUUGUUCCCAUCGACUGCGCUGCUGUAUGUGGCGAGCGCUGUGCUGGGUCUGGGCGCCUCGAUCACCUGGACGGGUCAGGGCACCUAUUUGGCUCGCUGCAGCAGCUCUGAGACAAUUUCACGCAAUUCGGGCAUCUUCUGGGCGCUGCUGCAGUGCAGCAUGUUCUUUGGCAACCUGUUCGUCUACUACCAGUUCCAGGACAAGACGCACAUUGACAAGGAGACGCGCAAUCUGGUCAUUGGCGUGCUGACCAUUGUGGCCAUUUUGGGCAUUGUAUUUUUGGCUGCCUUGCGCUUCAUGGCCAGCAAUGCGGAGCAGGACAAUGAGCUCGAGGAGCAGCACACGGGCUGCGGCCAGGCGCUCUAUGCUCUGAAGCUGGCCGGCAAACUGUUUUGCACCAAGAAAAUGCUUCUGCUCAGCCUGGCGUUCUUCUACACAGGUCUAGAGCUUUCGUUCUUCAGCGGCGUGUUCGGUUCGUCCAUUGGCUUCACCUCGAAAAUAGCUUCGACGCCCAAGGAAAUUGUCGGCCUGGUGGGCAUCUGCAUUGGCGUCGGCGAAGUCUUUGGCGGCGGCUUCUUUGGCAUUCUGGCGUCGAAGACGACUCGCUUCGGUCGCGAUCCCAUUGUGAUUGCCGGCUAUGUGAUGCACAUGGCUGCCUAUUUGAUGACAUUCCUCAAUUUACCGAAUAGCGCACCGUUUACAGAUACCACCGAUAUAUCGUAUUUGGACCCACCUAGUGCCUCGAUGGCAUUGGUGUGCGCCUUUCUGCUGGGUCUGGGCGAUGCCUGCUUCAAUACUCAGGUCUAUUCCAUGCUGGGCGGCGAGUUCGUCAACAAUCCGGUUGGCGCAUUCGCCCUCUUCAAGUUCACGCAGUCCGUGGCGGCGGCCAUCAGCUUCUUCUAUUCCUCGCACUUCGGCCUCUACAUCCAGCUGGCCAUUUUGGUCAUCACUGGCACCAUUGGCACGGUGUCAUUUGUUAUUGUUGAGUGGAGCUUUAAGCGGGAGCAUCGCGAGCAGGAGAAGUAGAUGAGGGCGUCGCUUGCGGAGUAGCUUAAUUCAUGAAUGCUGUUUGUAUUUAAGUUUAGUAAUAGUAUUGAAAGAUAUUGCUUAAGGUAAAGCACGCUUUUGUGUAUGUGUAAUGUUUGUUAAAAAAAAACCCUUCGUGCGUGCAUUUGCACGUGCGCCGGCGUCUUCCUAUACAUAUACAAUAAUAGUUAAUUUGUUGAUCGCUAAUGUUGCUAUAUGUAUGAAUGUAUGUAUGUAUUUUAAUGUUGAACUCCAAAAAGUAUUCGUAAUGAU